Fomitiporia mediterranea MF3/22 is the source of this 855-nucleotide messenger RNA. RefSeq lists its product as uncharacterized. Bases 1 to 855 code for a protein of 284 amino acids. The record is from RefSeq and is a predicted model, not a curated record. The transcript has 3 exons. NCBI's taxonomy places the organism in Eukaryota, Fungi, Basidiomycota, Agaricomycetes, Hymenochaetales, Hymenochaetaceae.
AUGUCUUAUUCGGUUCAACUCGAGUCACUCAAAGCAAAUGACACGGUACUUGAUGGGUCUCCUAUCUCUCCUGCGACGCACGUUUACUGCCCUGCUUGCCGCCUGGAAAUCGCAGACGCAGAAGCACUUCUCAAACACGGACACGAGAAGCAUUUUGUAUGCCGGACUUGCGAUAAGAUAUUCACCACGUCCGACAGAUAUACGAAACACAAUGAGUCCAAACACCACUACUGUCGCCCAUGCGACAAAGUGUUUCUGUCGCAAAACAAUCUUGAACAACACCGCCUUUCGUCAACCCAUGCUCCGAGGUUGAUAACGUGCCUAGAAAAUACGUGCGGCAAGAAGGUUUCAAGCUUAUCUGGCUUGAUUUCCCAUGUGGAGGGUGGCUAUUGCUCCUUGCGUAUUACGCAGAAGGACGUCGACGCAUUUAUUACUCAGUACGACGAUCAGAACGUCAUCAUGAAACCAAAACGCGAUACUGCCGAAUCCAACGGGACGAGCAACCCUUCCAAAUCCAAAUCCGCCACGGUGGAUUAUUGUCGAAAUAGCCACAACAAGCAUCACCUCCUUGAAAAAGCGUACCAUUGCCCGAUGCACAACUGCGACAUCCAAUUCAUUGCACGCAGCGCUCUUUGCGAACACAUUGAAAGGGGCUCAUGCGAAGUCAACAAACCAAGGGUACUCGAGAAAGUGUUGGAUUGCCUAGAACGUGGCAUGCAGGCAGUAGCUCUUCGAACACCAUUCCGGUCGCCGGUUCCUCCGCGCCCCGAUCCCAAGCGCAAGCCUUUCCAUCGAUCUCGCACGAAUUAUCGUCGGAGUAGGGAACCCCAGUCCAAGUACGGCGAUUCCAACUAG